AUGGCGGGCCCGGGCGAGGCGCCGCAGUGGCAGCGGGUGCUCAGCGACGCGCUUGACCUCGCGCUGGUCGAGCUCGCCGCGGACCAGGCGGGAAAGGUCCGCGAGGAGGUGUCGGCGGAGCUGAACGCCGUCGUGCGGGCCGCGAAUAACGUGUUUGGCUUCAAGUUCAGCGGGCGGGAGUUCGACCCGGCGGCGUAUGUGCGCUUCCUGGCGGCCGCAAGCGCCUGCUUCAACCUCAGCGCGGAUGACUUCGCGGGAGGCGACGUACUGGAGAUCCACGGAUACCUACGCUCGAUCAUCGGGGAGAUGACCACGUCCUUCCCCGCGGCGCACGACGCCCUCGAGCGCACCCAUGGAAAGGACACCAUCGAUCAGUGCCUCAACAAGUGCCGCGUUGCGCGCCCGCUCCUCGUCAAGACCGAGAUCCUGGAGGCGCUGUUACCGUUGGGGCUGAAAGUGCCCGAAGAGGUCGGGGGGGCGGACCGGGCCGCGAAGGACGCGCUCACGCAGCUCGAGAGGCUCGAGACGUACAAGCAACAGGUCGCGGCGAAGGCCAAGGCCGGCAAGAAGAGCAAGCUCGCACCGAUUGUUGCGAGCGUGGAAACCAUCCAGAAAGCAAUCGUGGACGCGCGGCGCCAGCCGAGCGGAGAUCGGCAGCAAGAGAGCCUGGAGAAGGUCCUGCAUGACUACGUGCAAAGCGAGGGCGCGAGCAUCCAGGCCGGCAUGCGCGCGUGGGGGUGGAAAGCCCUGCAGGCCGUCAUGGACGCGUUCCCCCGGCAGGCCCGCGCCCCGGACGCGACCCCGCCGGCGACCGAGGCCCAGGUCGCGACGGACGCCGCCAACCCCACGCCAGGCGCGAUCUGGCUGCCAGACGCGCCGCCGGCUCGCCGCGGCGCCGCGACGGCCUCGCCCGCGCGCCCCGCUUCCGCCGCCACGGCGCAGCGCGGGCCGCAGUCGCCGCGCCCCGCGGGGGGGUCGCCGCAAAAGUCCCCCCACGCGAGGGCCGUCCAGGCCGGCACCGCGGACCUCCGCGAGUGGCCGGUGGACACCAAGUGGCGCUGCCAUCGCACGGUCCCGUUCGGCCUCGAGCAGGCCCCCGCCGACCCGGAGUCCUGCACCUACUGGUGUCGCGUGUGUGGGCGGGGCGGGCUCGCGGUGGCACAGCUCACGUACCACGUCAGGACGGCCCACGGCGACCUCGUGCGUCGCAGCCGGCGCGUCGUCGACGGCGAGUCGUCCUGGGACGCCGACCCGCGCCCUCUGUACCUGCCGCUCGCCGCAGAUCCGACGACGCGUCCGGCGGGGCGGCCCCGCGUCGCCGCGAGCUGCCUGCACCCGGGCAGCUCCCAGGCCGAGCGCGCGGCCGCGACCGCCGCGCCCGAGGGGCGGGCGCGUGUUAUUGCGCAGGGGGGAGGAACGGCGACGCCGCGCUCGGGCUCGAAGGGACAGGCGCUCGCGAAGGCUGCGCGGGUGGCCGGGGAGGUAGCGCCGAGCGGCGCGGCCGCCAGGCAGCGGCCGCCGUCGACGAAGGCGAGUCCGGCGGCGCUGCAGCGGGCGCGAGUGGGCGGCAGCGCGGCGGCGUUGCCUGCGCGGCGGGGGCCCGCGGAGGGCGGCGGCAGCGUGCUGGAGAAGCUGCAGCUGCGGGCGCCGGUCUCGGCGAAGGCGGCGAUGAGCGGGGGUGUCGCGUUCAGGGGCGGAGCCCCCCCCGGAGCGUCGAAGAUGACGUAUGGCGAGAAGAUGCGCGCGGCAAGGCGGGCCGCGGGGCGAGGAAGCUCGUCUAGCUCGGAGGACGGGGGCGGCCGGGACGACGAGCCGCAGUUCACGCCGCAGGCGCUCGUGGUCGCGAGGCGGCCGGAGGCGGCGCGCGGGGCAGCACAGGGGCGCGCGCCGGGCGCGGGGUCGGCGCGGGCGACGCCGGCGCGCGACGAGGCGGGGCAGGCGAUGGACGACUUCCUGGACGCUGUGCUCGCGUCCGGCGGGCCGCGGCCCGCGCGGGCGGACGCGGCGCACCGCACCCCAGAAGGAACGCCGCAGCGGGCCCGGGAGGUGGGUUCGGCGCGGCCGACGCCGCGGAGCGGCGCAGCGCGCAGCUCACCGCAGUUGCAGGGCGCCGGGGCGGCGGCCGUCGUCGGCCUGGGCGGCGCCAGGCAGGCAUUGCACAGAACGCUGCAAGGCCUGCCGGACGCGCUGGGUGAGGCGAUGAUGCGCGCCGACGCCGUGGUUGGACGCAAGGACGCAGCGGUGAAGUUCGGAGGCCGGGCCGAGGGCCGGCAGGAGGCGCGGUGGAAGACCACGCAGGAGGAGCUCGCGAGUCCGCAGGGCCGAGGCACAGGCCCGCAGCGCGAGCUGUCGCUGUCGCCCCCGCGGCCCGUCGUGCGCCGGGAGUCGCACCGGUCGAUCGCGCCACUACGUGCGCAGCCAGCAGCGGGCCGCACGCCGCAGAAGGGGGACGCCAACAAGCUCGCGCUCUCGCCACAGGGUGUGACGAAGCGGAAGGCCUCCUACGCGCUGGGCGCGGCGAGCCCCAGCAGGCCCGGCGGGCCGCGGCGGAUGGCGUCGCCGUCGGAGAUCCACGAUCCCGGCGCGGACUCGAGCGACGACGAGCGCAGAGCGCCCCCGCUCAAGCGCGCGAGGACUGGGAAAACCCUGCGCGGGUGCUGGACGGACGCCGAGUGCGACACGCUCGCAGAGCUGGUGGCUGCAUGGUACGCGACGGAGAGGACGAGGCGGGGCAACACGAUAUGGAAGUGGGUGUUGCAGCAGGGGUGGGAGCGCGGCGCCUUCGCGUUCCUGCAAGACGCAUCCAACGCGGAGGUGAGGCUGAAGGACAAGUACCGUAACAUGGAGAUGCACCGCGGGGUGAAGAAGCUGGAGGACUUCAAGAGGGAGGCGCGCAUGGCGCAGGGGUGA
Molecule: messenger RNA, 2910 nt
Organism: Pedinophyceae sp. YPF-701
Lineage: Eukaryota; Viridiplantae; Chlorophyta; Pedinophyceae
Source: the annotation of a GenBank genome assembly